Molecule: messenger RNA, 10865 nt
Organism: Ochotona curzoniae (black-lipped pika)
Lineage: Eukaryota; Metazoa; Chordata; Mammalia; Lagomorpha; Ochotonidae
Gene: SORL1
Product: sortilin related receptor 1
Exons: 48
Coding region: 91-6735 (2214 amino acids)
Biological process (GO): post-Golgi vesicle-mediated transport; protein targeting to lysosome; protein retention in Golgi apparatus
Cellular component (GO): Golgi apparatus; membrane
Molecular function (GO): protein binding
Source: RefSeq, a predicted model, not a curated record
GCGCGCGGCCCCGGCCCCGGCGCUCUGCCGGCGGCGCGCUGCACAUUCUCUCCUGGCGGCGGCGCCACCUGCGGUAGCGUUCGCCCGAACAUGGCGACACGGAGCAGCAGGAGGGAGUCCCGACUCCCCUUCCUAUUCACCCUGGUCGUGUUGCUGCCGCCCGGGGCUCUCUGCGAGGUCUGGACGCAGACACUGCACGGCGGUCGCGCGCCCUUGCCCCAGGACCGGGGCUUCCGCGUGGUGCGGGGCGACCCGGGCGAGCUGCGACUGUGGGAGCGCGGGGAUGCCAGGGGGGCGAGCCGGGCGGACGAGAAGCCGCUCCGGAGGAGACGGAGCGCUGCCCUGCAGCCCGAGCCCAUCAAGGUGUACGGACAGGUCAGCCUCAAUGAUUCCCACAAUCAGAUGGUGGUGCACUGGGCUGGAGAGAAGAGCAACGUGAUCGUGGCCUUAGCCCGGGACAGCCUGGCAUUGGCCAGGCCCAGGAGCAGUGAUGUGUAUGUGUCUUAUGACUAUGGAAAGUCAUUCAAUAAGAUCUCAGAGAAAUUGAACUUCGGCGUUGGAAAUAACACAGAGGCCGUAGUGGCCCAGUUCUACCACAGCCCUGCAGAUAACAAACGGUACAUCUUUGCAGAUGCUUACAUUCAGUACCUCUGGAUCACAUUCGACUUCUGCAAUACCAUCCAUGGCUUUUCCAUCCCAUUCCGGGCAGCUGACCUCCUGCUCCACACUAAGGCUUCUAACCUUCUCCUGGGCUUCGACAGAUCUCACCCCAACAAGCAGCUGUGGAAGUCGGAUGAUUUUGGCCAGACCUGGGUCAUGAUUCAGGAGCAUGUGAAGUCCUUUUCUUGGGGAAUUGAUCCGUAUGACAAGCCAAAUACCAUCUACGUUGAACGGCAUGAACCUUCUGGCUACUCCACAGUUUUCCGAAGCACAGACUUCUUCCAGUCUCUGGAAAACCAGGAAGUGAUCCUGGAAGAAGUGAGAGAUUUUCAACUUCGGGACAAGUACAUGUUUGCAACAAAGGUGGUGCAUCUCUUGGACAGUCCACAGCAAUCUUCUGUCCAGCUCUGGGUCUCCUUUGGCCGGAAGCCCAUGCGAGCCGCCCAGUUCGUUACAAGACAUCCUAUUAACGAAUAUUACAUCGCAGAUGCCUCAGAGGACCAGGUGUUUGUGUGUGUCAGUCACAGCAACAACCGCACCAAUCUGUACAUCUCGGAGGCAGAGGGCCUGAAGUUCUCCCUGUCUUUGGAAAACGUGCUCUAUUACAGUCCAGGAGGGGCUGGCAGUGACACCUUGGUGAGGUACUUUGCAAAUGAGCCAUUCGCUGACUUUCAUCGUGUGGAAGGGUUACAAGGAGUCUACAUUGCCACUCUGAUUAAUGGCUCUAUGAACGAGGAGAAUAUGAGAUCUGUCAUCACCUUUGAUAAAGGGGGUACCUGGGAAUUUCUGCAGGCUCCAGCCUUCACGGGGUAUGGAGAGAAAAUCGAUUGUGAGCUUUCUGAGGGCUGUUCGCUCCACCUGGCCCAGCGCCUCAGCCAGCUGCUGAACCUCCAGCUCCGGAGGAUGCCCAUCUUGUCUAAGGAGUCAGCGCCCGGCCUCAUCAUUGCCACUGGCUCGGUGGGGAAGAACUUGGCUAGCAAGACAAACGUGUAUGUCUCAAGCAGCGCUGGGGCCAGAUGGCGAGAAGCACUCCCUGGACCUCACUACUACACAUGGGGAGACCAUGGUGGCAUCAUCAUGGCCAUUGCCCAGGGCAUGGAAACCAACGAACUGAAGUACAGCACCAACGAAGGAGAGACCUGGAAAGCAUUCACCUUCUCCGAGAAGCCAGUGUUUGUGUACGGGCUCCUCACGGAACCCGGGGAGAAGAGCACCGUCUUCACCAUCUUCGGCUCCAACAAAGAGAAUGUCCACAGCUGGCUGAUCCUCCAGGUCAAUGCCACCGACGCCUUGGGCGUUCCCUGCACAGAGAAUGACUACAAGCUGUGGUCUCCGUCGGAUGAGCGGGGGAAUGAAUGUUUGCUUGGACACAAGACCGUUUUCAAAAGGAGGACCCCGCAUGCCAUGUGCUUCAAUGGAGAGGACUUCGACAGGCCGGUAGUCGUGUCCAACUGCUCCUGCACUCGGGAGGACUAUGAAUGUGAUUUUGGCUUCCGAAUGAGUGAAGACUUGUCGUUAGAAGUGUGUGUUCCAGAUCCGGGAUUUUCUGGGCAGUCAUUCUCCCCUCCCGUGCCGUGUCCCGUGGGCUCUACUUACAGGCGAACCAGAGGCUACCGGAAGAUUUCUGGAGACACCUGUAGUGGAGGAGAUGUUGAGGCGCGACUGGAAGGAGAACUGGUGCCCUGUCCUCUGGCAGAAGAGAACGAAUUCAUCCUGUAUGCCAUGAGAAAGUCCAUCCACCGCUACGACCUGGCCUCAGGAACCAUGGAGCAGUUGCCACUCACUGGCUUGCGGGCAGCAGUGGCCUUGGACUUUGACUAUGAGCACAAUUGCCUGUACUGGUCUGACCUGGCUUUGGACAUCAUCCAGCGCCUUUGUUUGAAUGGGAGUACAGGACAAGAGGUGAUCAUCAAUUCUGACCUGGAGACCGUAGAAGCUUUGGCUUUUGAACCCCUCAGCCAGUUACUCUACUGGGUGGAUGCAGGCUUGAAAAAGAUUGAGGUAGCUAAUCCAGAUGGUGACUUCCGACUCACAGUUGUCAAUUCUACCAUGCUUGACCGGCCUCGGGCCUUGGUCCUUGUGCCCCAAGAGGGGAUUAUGUUCUGGACUGACUGGGGAGACCUGAAACCUGGGAUUUAUCGGAGCAACAUGGAUGGUUCUGCUGCCUAUCGCCUUGUGUCAGAGGAUGUGAAGUGGCCCAAUGGCAUUUCGGUGGACGAUCAGUGGAUCUACUGGACGGAUGCCUAUCUGGACUGCAUUGAGCGCAUCACCUUCAGCGGCCAGCAGCGCUCGGUCAUCCUGGACAAGCUGCCACACCCCUACGCCAUUGCUGUGUUUAAGAAUGAGAUUUACUGGGAUGACUGGUCACAGCUCAGCAUAUUCCGAGCUUCUAAGUACACCGGCUCCCAGAUGGAGAUUCUGGCCAGCCAGCUCACAGGGCUGAUGGACAUGAAGAUUUUCUACAAGGGGAAGAAUACCGGAAGUAAUGCCUGUGUUCCCAAGCCAUGCAGCCUGCUUUGCCUGCCCAAGGCCAACAACAGCAAGAGCUGCAGGUGUCCAGAUGGCGUGGCCAGCACUGUCCUUCCUUCUGGGGCUCUGAUGUGUGACUGCCCUCGGGGCUAUGAGCUGAAGAACAACACUUGUGUCAAAGAAGAAGACACCUGUCUGCGCAACCAGUACCGCUGCAGCAAUGGGAACUGUAUCAACAGCAUCUGGUGGUGUGAUUUCGACAACGACUGUGGAGACAUGAGUGACGAGAGAAACUGCCCUACCACCAUCUGUGAUCUGGACACCCAGUUCCGUUGCCAGGAGUCAGGGACCUGCAUCCCACUCUCCUACAAAUGUGACCUUGAGGAUGACUGCGGGGACAACAGUGAUGAAAGUCACUGUGAAAUGCACCAGUGUCGGAGCGAUGAAUACAACUGCAGCUCCGGCAUGUGCAUCCGCUCCUCCUGGGUGUGCGACGGAGACAACGACUGCAGGGACUGGUCUGAUGAAACCAACUGCACAGCCAUCUCUCACACCUGCGAGGCCUCCAACUUCCAGUGCCGCAAUGGGCAUUGCAUCCCGCAGCGGUGGGCGUGCGACGGUGAUGCCGAUUGCCAGGAUGGCUCCGAUGAGGAUCCAGCCAACUGCGAGAAGAAGUGCAAUGGAUUUCGCUGCCCAAACGGCACCUGCAUCCCAACCACCAAGCACUGUGACGGUCUGCACGACUGCUCCGAUGGCUCAGACGAGCAGCACUGUGAGCCCCUCUGCACGCGCUUCAUGGACUUUGUGUGCAAGAACCGUCAGCAGUGCCUGUUCCACUCCAUGGUGUGUGACGGGAUCAUCCAGUGCCGCGACGGCUCCGAUGAGGACCCAGCCUUUGCAGGAUGCUCCCAAGAUCCCGAGUUCCAUAAGGUCUGUGAUGAGUUUGGGUUCCAGUGUCAGAAUGGUGUGUGCAUCAGCUUGAUCUGGAAGUGCGAUGGGAUGGACGACUGCGGCGAUUACUCGGAUGAAGCCAACUGUGAAAACCCCACGGAAGCCCCCAACUGCUCCCGCUACUUCCAGUUCCACUGUGACAAUGGCCACUGCAUCCCCAACAGGUGGAAAUGUGACAGGGAGAAUGACUGUGGAGACUGGUCCGACGAGAGGGACUGUGGAGAUUCGCAUAUCUUCCCAUCUCCGACACCUGCACCUUCCACGUGUCUGCCCAAUUAUUACCGCUGCAGUGGUGGGGCCUGCGUGAUAGACACCUGGGUUUGUGACGGGUACCGAGAUUGUGCAGAUGGAUCUGACGAGGAAGCCUGCCCCUCAUUCGCCAAUGCCACUGCUACAUCCGCCCCCUCCCAGCUUGGACGUUGUGACCGAUUUGAGUUUGAGUGCCAGCAGCCAAAGAAGUGUAUCCCUAACUGGAGGCGCUGUGAUGGCCACCAGGACUGCCAGGACGGCCAGGAUGAGGCCAAUUGCCCCACACACAGUACCUUGACCUGCAUGAGCUGGGAGUUCAGGUGUGAGGAUGGCGAGGCUUGCAUCGUGCUCUCGGAGCGCUGUGACGGCUUCCUGGACUGCUCAGAUGAGAGUGAUGAGAAGAACUGCAGUGAUGAGUUAACUGUAUACAAAGUGCAGAACCUUCAGUGGACAGCUGACUUCUCGGGGAAUGUAACUUUGACCUGGAUGCGGCCCAAAAAAAUGCCCUCUGCUGCUUGCGUAUACAAUGUCUACUAUAGAGUGGUUGGAGAGAGCAUGUGGAAGACUCUGGAGACCCACAGCAAUAAGACUAACACUGUGUUGAAAGUAUUGAAACCAGAUACCACCUACCAGGUUAAAGUGCAGGUUCAGUGUCUAAGCAAGGUACAUAACACCAAUGACUUUGUGACGCUGAGGACUCCAGAGGGAUUGCCAGAUGCCCCUCAGAAUCUCCAGCUGUCACUGCACAGUGAAGAAGAAGGUGUGAUCGUGGCUCACUGGACCCCUCCUCUCCACACUCACGGCCUCGUUCGUGAAUACAUUGUAGAGUGUAGCAGGAGUGGUUCCAAGAUGUGGACCUCCCAAAGAGCUGCUAGUAAUUCAACAGAAAUAAAGAACUUGGUGGUCAACGCACUGUACACCAUCAGAGUGGCUGCGGUGACUAGUCGUGGGAUAGGAAACUGGAGCGAUUCCAAAUCCAUUACCACCAUAAAAGGAAAAGUGAUCCCACCGCCCAAUAUCCACAUUGACAGCUAUGAUGAAAAUUCUCUGAGUUUUACCCUGACCGUGAAUGGGAACAUCAAGGUGAAUGGCUACGUGGUGAACCUUUUCUGGGCAUUUGAUGCCCACAAACAAGAGAAGAAAACCAUGAAUUUCCAAGGGAGCAUACUGUCCCAUAAAGUUGGCAAUCUGACAGCACAGACAUCCUAUGAGAUUUCCGCCUGGGCUAAGACUGACUUGGGCGAUAGUCCUCUGUCAUUUGAGCAUGUCACAACCAGAGGGGUUCGCCCACCUGCUCCUAGCCUCAAGGCCAAGGCUGUCAAUCAGACUGCGGUGGAAUGCACCUGGACUGGCCCCAGGAAUGUGGUAUAUGGUAUUUUCUAUGCCACAUCCUUCCUGGACCUCUACCGCAACCCAACCAGCUUGACCACUCCACUGCACAAUGCAACCGUGAUCGUCGGUAAGGAUGAGCAGUAUUUGUUCCUGGUCCGGGUGGUAAGACCCUACCAAGGGCCAUCCUCAGACUAUGUUGUUGUGAAGAUGAUCCCAGACAGCAGGCUUCCUCCUCGGCACCUGCACGCAGUUCACACAGACAAAACCUCGGCUGUCAUCAAGUGGGAGUCGCCCUAUGACUCUCCUGACCAGGACCUGUUCUAUGCCAUCACCAUCAAAGAUCUCAUUCGGAAGGUGGACAGGAGCUACAAAGUCAAGUCCCGCAAUAGCACUGUGGAGUAUACCCUGAGCAAGUUGGAGCCUGGAGGAAAGUACAACAUCAUUGUGCAGCUGGGGAACAUGAGUAAAGAUACCAGUAUCAAAAUCACCACCGUACCAUUAUCAGCACCUGAUGCCUUAAAAAUCAUAACAGAAAAUGACCACGUUCUUCUAUUUUGGAAAAGCCUAGCUUUAAAGGAAAAGCAUUUUAAUGAAAGCAGGGGCUACGAGAUACACAUGUUUGACAGUGCCAUGAAUGUCACCGCAUACCUCGGGAAUACAACUGACAAUUUCUUUAAAAUUUCUAACCUGAAGCUGGGUCAUAAUUACACGUUCACUGUGCAGGCGAGGUGCCUUUUUGGCAGCCAGAUCUGCGGGGAGCCUGCCAUCCUGCUGUAUGACGAGCUGGGCUCUGGUGGAGAUGCAUCGGCAAUGCAGACUGCCAAGUCUACCGAUGUGGCUGCCGUGGUGGUGCCCAUCCUGUUCCUGAUACUGCUUAGCCUGGGGGUCGGGUUUGCCAUCCUGUACACAAAGCAUCGGAGGCUGCAGAGUAGCUUCACCGCUUUCGCCAAUAGCCACUACAGCUCCAGACUGGGCUCAGCAAUCUUCUCCUCUGGCGAUGACCUGGGGGAAGAUGAUGAAGAUGCUCCUAUGAUCACUGGAUUUUCAGAUGACGUCCCCAUGGUGAUAGCCUGAAAGAGCUUUCCUCACUAGAAACCAAAUGGUGUCAAUAUUUUAUUUGAUAAAGAUAGUUGAUGGUUUAUUUUAAAAGAUGCACUUUGAGUUGCAAUAUGUUAUUUUUAUAUGGGCCAAAAACAAAAACAAAAACAAAAAAAACAAAAACAAAAAAAGGAAUGAAUAAAUUUUGUAGUCAUCAACUGUGAACUUCAAGCCAGGUUGAUUUUUAGUAGCCAAAUUGCUUUGAUUUUGACAUUAAUGUAGUCUUACAGGGCUGUGCUUGCUGGGCAUGCUUUUAAGUCUGUGAGAUAGUUUUGUUUCAAUAAAUUGGCCAUUCUUUUUAUUUUUCUAAGACACAGAAAUGUAUUUAAUAAAAACUGCAAAAGAAUGAGGGGUGGGAUCCCUUCUCCUUGAAGUAUGCUCAACUUUGAUAUUUUGUUCGGAUUUAGUUUCUAUGAAGGUGUUGGGUGUACAAAUGGGGAGAAUUUGUUUGUGUUACUUUGUUAAUUUAUUGAGACUCUGUAUUCAGGUGGGUCCACACAUCAUGUGGGAGCCCCUUGUCCUGAGGUCCAGGGUAGGGAAGAGAAGUGUCUGGGCUGGCUUCGUGGAAACAGCUGCACUGUCAUUCACUUGCGUUUCACCAGAGGGUCUUUGGUGGGCGAGCACACUGGGUCACAGCUGGAUUUCACUUAAACAGAGCUGCAGCCUGGGAAGCCUGCGAGCCGAAAGACUCUUCUAUCCACUGGUGGACUCGGACCGCAUAUGCCUCUGUACAAGAUAUAGCUUUGAAAGCUGCAAAACGCUAACACUGCUUUAUUGUACACUGGUCUCAUGGUCAUUGCAAAAACUUACUCUGGUUGCGGGGGAGAGUUCUAGAUCAGGGCCGUGCUUUAGAUAGACUGGCAAAUGUGGUACCUAGUUUCUCCAUUUUCAAACUUUUUUUUUUUAACCUACCACUCUGAAGAAUCGCCAGUACAAAAUUUAGCUUGAGUUUAGGUGGCCAUUUAAUUGUCCUUACAAAUCUGUACCAAUGUGCCCAGCCAUUAUGAAUGGGAUCAGCUGUCUCUCUCUGUCUGUCUUCCCCCUUCUACCUCUGUCUCCUGUGGCCCACCCCGUCUGAAGAGCAAGUGUUUGCGACACCCUCACAGACCAGAAAGACCUUGACAUCUGCCUGCCCCGACCAGUGAACGCUCGCAGCACCUCUACAUUGUGUUCAGUUACUUUCUCUGUCAAACAAGCAGUGCUUCCCACACUCCCCACCCCCCCCCCACCUUCUGCUGUGAAUAAGCCACCCCUACAUCAAAUCAUGGCCACUUGAGAGUUAUAUAGAAUUCGCUGGAUUGAUGCCUACCUGCGGACUUGGUGUCAUAGGCAUCAGGGUCUGCCAUUGCUGUGACUUACACUGUAUGAACCUCACUGUGGAAUCCCCCACCUACCCACCCACCCAGUGCACAGCAGUGAGCUCUGGGUUUCCUCCAGAGUCAUGCCCAUAAGUGUGUGUCCUUGAUAUGCAAGCUUUGUCAACCCCAUUCCUACUUAGGGGCAGCGCAUCCGUUCUCACCAGUGUUUGGUCUCUCUUAACCAAAAUUAUCAUUCUUGGGUGAUAAUAUAGUUUCAUUCUGCUUACUGCGUAUGUGAUUGUUUAAGAAACCCAGAAGGAGCCAGUUAAAAUUUUUUAGCUUUUAGAACUUUUAUUUAGGUAUAUGUAUUAGAUGAGGAGUGUUUUCAACUGUAGAUAUUUAGUAUGCCAGGUAGGUAAGGCUCUCGGAUUUGUUUUAGCAAGUGAUGGUUAAUCAUGGGCCUCUCUCCUGCAUAUUUUUCCCUUCAUCCCUAGCACGCUCCUCUUUAAUUUUUGGAAGACUGGAAUCUCUUUGGCUUUCUCUUGUCUUGCCUUGGAGUUUUGUUCCAAGCAUCAAGCCCUACCACCUCCGCUUUAAUAAGCUCUAAGGCAGCUGAAAGACUAGCAGUCUGGUGGGAGGCAAAAAAGCAUUUAAUGAAACUACUAGAAAAUGUAUUUUCUUCUUUUCUGUUUUCUGCCAACUUUUGGGUGGCAUUUGUGAAAGGCUCCGAGAUGUUAUUUUCAAUUGUUCCAUAGGCAAGCCUUUUUUUUUUUCUUUUUGCAAAACAUAUGUCUCCAUUUGGCAACUGAAGAUGUUUUGAGCAUCUUCUCGGUUACCAGUGCCUCCCGACACUUCCUGCACAGUACUGUAUGGACUGGCCCCAGCCCCUCUCCCUGGAAAAUGUCACUGUGCUGUUUGAAAACAAGCAGCCUUUUAGGGCUAGAGUAUUUUAUAUAAACAGAAGAGCUAAGUUCCUGCAGACUAAGCUAGAUAGAUGCAGCUAUGUGUAAAUUGUAUAUUUUUAUGAACACUUAAAGCACACACUCCUAUUUCCCUCUUUGUAGCUUUGUGGGGUUUUGAUGUGUAUUUGCCGUCUGUGAGAGCCUGGAAAUCAGAGCGACGGUGGAAAAGGAGAACUAAUACUGUGUGCAGCCUGGGAAGGUGACCUGAUGACUGUUUUCCCUGAGACCACCGGGGGCCCCUGGUGGCUUAUGUCGCAGGAGUUUUUUUAACCAGGUUGGCCAUGCCACCUUGCCAGUUCAUACCAUACAGGGAAAAAUAUAUUUUGUCCGCCAGAAAACAUCCUUCCCAUGGACCACAGUGAGCCACACGAAAAUGGCUGGCCGGGGCUUGGGAUGAGUUGACUGGAGAUGAAGUUGCUGUUGCCGGGUUCAGUACUGAAUGUUCCUUAAGCUCUGUGAGUCAUGAAUGCAUGUGGGUAAAAUGCCAGAGCUGAGUUCUACAGAACACUCCAUGCACUCCAGGCAGAGGCCCCGUCUGUGCAUGCCUGGACGUAGAGGGUCCUCCCGUGUUUCCUGGCUGCCCUGGCAAACUGCAGGAGUUGCUACUGAGUAGCUAACUGAAACUUCAGACUUGUGGGAAAGCAGUUGUGAUUGGGGUUCCAUCGCUGGUCAUGGCACUGGGAUACAUGGGAAGUCUGGGUGGGAACAAUGCGUGUUCUCUCCCGCACAUCCCGGGUGGCCCAUGAGAUCAGGCCAUACUCAGCAGUUUGGGGAAUGCAGUCCUUCCCUAUUAAGGGGAUGGGAGAGCAGUGCUGUGUUGAGCCUUUUAUGGCUAAUCAUCCACUUCUCAGAUACCCACUCUGUGGUCCCUUCACCAGGCACGACUGCAUUUCCAGAACUUCCUUCAGGCAGAAUCCACAUCCCAUCAGGUUGGUUGAGCUUUUCCCACUAGAGGGCUCCUGGUGAAUUCCUGAGAAUUCUCUUCUUUCUCAGAAGGCUAAAGCAUGGGUGUGCCUCAGAGGUUAGAGAUGGGACCAGAGUGAGUAGCAGCCCCACACUGAUUUUACAAGUUUACCUUCAGACUCUGCAAAACCUUUCUUUCUGUUGGCAUUGUAUCUUGACAUUCCUGUUCUGUUCUGUUUCCUAACUGGAGUGUGUGCUGCUUUUCAGGUACAAUUUUUGUGUAAUAAAAGCCAGUGCAUUACGUUUAUAUAGACUACUUUCUAUGCAAGCCUGAGAUAUGGGAUAGCAAGAGAUACAUAAGAUUGGGUACACAGAUGUUUUCAGGCAUGCCACGGUGAACACAGAUUGAGGGAGGGUUAAUUGUAUAUAGGUUUCUGCCCACUGAUUCUGAGCAGCCAUAUUAUGAAUUAAUCAUCAGAGCCAAGUAAUAACCCAAGAAUGGUAUUAGCUUCAUGUGUAAUCGUUCAAACGGAAUGAGCAUGAACGCGGAAGUGGGACAUUAUCCUCAGAUAUUCCAUGUCACUUCUCAUUUAAAAACUCUUGCUAAAAACCAUUAGAAACGUGUAAGCAAAAUCAAAAGUAUUUGCAGCAAAAUAAAGGCAGAUUCUGCUCUCAUUUCAAGUGAAACACUGUAUACCCACUGUAUAUUCCAAAGUGAAAUUAGGUAUUUAUAAUUUCAAUUGCCUUGAUAAGUUUCCAAGUCACUGACUUCUGCUGAAGGUUUUACUAUAUUGUUGCACAAUUUUAAGAUAAUCUUUGUCUCAAUGUCAACUUUUUUCACUGAAUAAAAAUUUAACUAGGUCAGGAAGACACCUGUUUGAAAAUCUACUCUCUAUACAUGUCUCGCGUUGUUCUUUUGAGUGCAAUAAAGAUGGCUAAUGCA